This is a messenger RNA of Chinchilla lanigera (long-tailed chinchilla), 7202 nucleotides long. It is a transcript of the gene Pitpnm3, whose product is annotated as PITPNM family member 3. The coding region runs from base 634 to 3435 and encodes 933 amino acids. Gene Ontology annotation, cellular component: cytoplasm. Gene Ontology annotation, molecular function: phosphatidylcholine intramembrane carrier activity; phosphatidylinositol transfer activity; phosphatidylcholine binding. NCBI's taxonomy places the organism in Eukaryota, Metazoa, Chordata, Mammalia, Rodentia, Chinchillidae. The record is from RefSeq and is a predicted model, not a curated record. Gene Ontology annotation, biological process: phospholipid transport. The transcript is spliced from 20 exons.
CCAGGGGCAGGGACCCAUGGCUGGAUUGCUCACCAGUGGUGGAAACACCUGGAAGCUUGAGAAAGGGAAGAGGGCCGGGGUUCUCUGGACUGGAAAUUCCCACUCCUUGGGCACCGGGAGUUUAUCUUGGAAACAGCAUCACCUUCUACAAGGAGAUCGUACUUACCUUCUCAGGUCCCGGGUGGGUAGCCAAUGUCCAGACUCCUGGCUUUCCUAAAACUUGACCUCCUGGAAGCCUUUUUAGAUAUUCUUGCCAUUGAGGAUGUGCUUGAACUUGGGCAGUUCUCAUGUUCUGAAGGACAACCUCUGGUCUCUGUGGAAUUACCUGUCACAGUAGCAGAGCCAGCAGGUCCCAGCUUGAGACCUUUUGCAGCCCUUAGUCCUGACUCUGGCAUCAUCACAUGAACAAGGAUGUUGCUGCCCGGACAGAAGGCCCACUUCUGCAUGUUACCUUGGGCCUGAUCUACCUUACCGCCAUUCCCCUCCCUGAGACUCGACCUGUGUCUGGGAGCCCAGCAAUGGGACACAGAAGGUGGCCCUUCCCCGGGCGGCGGUGCACCCUGGCACCUUCGGAAUGUCCUUAAUGAUUCAGUGGAGAGCUCGGAUGAUGAAUUCUUCGAUGCUAGAGAGGAGAUGGCAGAGGGGAAGAAUGCCAUCCUCAUCGGAAUGAGCCAGUGGAAUUCAAAUGAUCUGGUGGAACAGAUUGAGACCAUGGGGAAGCUCGAUGAGCCUCAAGGAGAAGGAGCCACGCCGUGCACGUCGAGCGUCCUCCAGGAGAAGCAGCGAGAACUGUACCGGGUAUCCCUGAGAAGACAAAGGUUUCCAGCCCAGGGAAGCAUCGAGAUCCAUGAAGACAGUGAGGAAGGCUGCGCUCAGCGCUCCUGUAAGACGCACGUGCUCCUGCUGGUGCUGCACGGGGGCAACAUCCUGGACACAGGCUCGGGGGACCCCUCCUGCAAGGCGGCCGACAUCCACACCUUCAGCUCCGUCCUGGAGAAGGUCAUGCGCGCCCACUUCCCCGCUGCCCUGGGCCACAUCCUCAUCAAGUUCGUCCCCUGUCCCGCCAUCUGCUCUGAGGCUUUCUCACUCGUUUCUAACCUGAACCCUUAUAGCCACGAUGAGGGCUGCCUCAGCAACAGCCAGGACCAUGUCCCUCUGGCUGCCCUGCCCCUGCUCGCCAUCUCCUCCCCGCAGUACCAGGAUGCUGUCGCCAUGGUCAUCGAGCGAGCCAACCAGGUCUACAGCGAGUUCCUCAAGUCCUCUGAUGGGAUUGGAUUCAGUGGGCAGGUGUGUCUCAUCGGAGACUGUGUGGGUGGCCUCCUGGCCUUUGAUGCCAUCUGCUACAGUGCAGGGCCUUCAGGUGACAGCCCAGGCAGCAGCAGCCGGAAAGGGAGCAUCAGCAGCACCCAGGACACCCCAGUGGUGGUGGAGGAAGACUGCAGCCUGUCCAGCAGCAAGCGGCUCAGCAAAAGCAACAUUGACAUCUCCAGUGGGGUAGAGGAUGAGGAGCCUAAGAGGCCAUUGCCACGGAAACAGAGCGACUCCUCUACCUAUGACUGUGAGGCCAUCACCCAGCAUCACGCCUUUCUCUCAAGCAUCCACUCCAGUGUGCUCAAAGACGAGGCCGAGCUCUCUGCUGUGGGGGGGCCCCAGCUCCCUGAGGUCAGCCUGGGCCGCUUUGACUUUGAUGUGUCUGACUUCUUCCUCUUUGGCUCACCCCUGGGCCUGGUCCUGGCCAUGCGGAGGACGGUGCUGCCCGGGUUGGACGGUUUCCAGAUGCGUCCUGCCUGCAGCCAGGUCUACAGCUUCUUCCACUGCGCGGACCCCUCUGCCUCGCGGCUCGAGCCUCUGUUGGAGCCCAGGUUCCACCUGGUGCCUCCCGUCAGCGUGCCCCGCUACCAGAGGUUCCCACUGGGUGAUGGACAAUCUCUCCUCUUGGCUGAUGCCCUGCACACCCACAGCCCCCUGUUCCUGGAGGGCAGCUCCCAGGGCAGCCCCCCGCUUCUGGAUGCCCCCGCUUCACUCCCUGAAGCCCCAAGGUUCCAGCGUGCCGGACGGAGGCUGAGCGAGGGCAGCUCCCACAGUGACAGCUCAGAGUCCUCGGACAGCCUGGCACCCAUGGGUGCGUCCCGCAUCACGGCCAGAUGGUGGGGCACCAAGCGGAUCGACUAUGCUCUCUACUGCCCUGAUGUCCUCACCGCCUUCCCCACCGUCGCCCUGCCCCAUCUCUUCCACGCCAGCUACUGGGAGUCCACUGACGUGGUCGCCUUCAUCCUGAGACAGGUGAUGCGCUACGAGAGCGUGAGCGUCAAGGAGAGUGCUGGCCUGGACCCCGCAGCACUGAGCCCCAGCAACCCCCGCGAGAAGUGGCUCCGCAAGCGGACCCAGGUCAAGCUGCGGAAUGUCACUGCUAAUCACCGGGCCAAUGAUGUGAUUGCUGCUGAAGACGGCCCCCAGGUCCUGGUGGGACGCUUCAUGUAUGGGCCUCUCGACAUGGUGGCUCUGACUGGAGAGAAGGUGGACAUCCUGGUGAUGGCAGAGCCAUCCUCGGGCCGCUGGGUACACCUGGACACAGAGAUCACCAACAACAGCGGUCGGAUCACAUACAAUGUGCCCCGGCCCCGGCGCUUGGGGAUUGGUGUGUACCCCGUGAAGAUGGUUGUCAGGGGUGACCAGAGCUGUGCGAUGAGCUACCUCACAGUGCUGCCCAGGGGCAUGGAGUGCGUGGUGUUCAGUAUCGACGGGUCCUUUGCGGCCAGCGUGUCCAUCAUGGGCAGUGACCCCAAGGUCCGGCCAGGUGCAGUGGAUGUGGUACGGCACUGGCAGGACCUGGGAUACAUGAUCCUUUAUAUCACGGGACGGCCAGACAUGCAGAAGCAGCGGGUGGUGUCGUGGCUGUCCCAGCACAACUUCCCACAGGGCAUGAUCUUCUUCUCUGACGGGCUGGUGCACGACCCACUGCGGCAGAAGGCCAUCUUCCUCCGAAACCUCAUGCAGGAGUGCUUCAUCAAAAUCAGUGCUGCCUAUGGCUCCACCAAGGACAUCUCCGUCUACAGCGUGCUGGGCCUGCCAGCCUCCCAGAUCUUCAUUGUGGGCCGGGCCACCAAGAAGUACCAAACCCAGUGCCAGUUCCUGAGCGAAGGCUAUGCCGCACACCUGGCUGCGCUGGAGGCCAGCCACCGCUCGCGCCCCAAGAAGAACAACUCACGCAUGAUCCUGCGCAAAGGCAGCUUCGGGCUGCACGCACAACCCGAGUUCCUGCGCAAGCGCAACCACCUGCGCAGGACCCUGUCUGUGCAGCAGCCAGACCCACCGGCCGUCAACCCCAAGCCAGAGCGGGCCCAGAGCCAGCCCGAGUCCGACAAGGACCACGAGCGGCCGCUGCCCGUGCUCAGCUGGGCGCGUGGGCCCCCCAAGUUCGAGUCGGUGCCCUGAGGGGCAUAAGUGCUCAGAGCAGGGGGGCAACCAGGCUGCCUGCAGGGACGGGAAGGCUGCCUUCUCCCCGACACAGGCGUUUUCCUGCUUUUUCCCUCCCGUGUCUGUCCAGCCGUGUCCGAUCAGAGUGGGGAGGGACCCUUCUGGCCUUGGGGAGCUCCCAGGCUUUGACGGGGUAAAAUCCGGGGUCCCAGAGCCGCUGCCGCUGCUGCCUCCUCACACAGGGACGGUGAGCCCGAGUCAGGGCAGAUGUUUGUGUCAUCCUGGGGACAGGCCAGCCGGAGCCCACUGUCCCAGCAGAGUCGAGCAUCUUUCCGCGUCCCCAGGCUUCCGCGGCCAGGCUAGGCGAGCUCUACAUGGAGGCCCCAGCCCGGGGACCAGCAGCCGCUGGCAGGUGCUGCCUCUUGGCUGUCUUGCAGAGGAGUGAGUGGCAUCUGUGCCCGCCCUCCUUGUGACAUCCCCAAUCACCACUUCGGUAAAGUGGUCAUUUCUGGGAGUGAGAGGAUGCCCCCUAGGUUCAUCCUCAUGUAAGUGGUGUCUGUCCACAGCCCUGGGGCCAGGUCUGGUGCUGACGGUCUGUCCGCCUGCAGCUGUCCUUUGCCCCCUACUCUUGUCCUCAGUAUCCUCACUAUUCUCCGGUGGCCCUUGAGGACAGGUGUUUAUCUUCCAGAAUCCCCACCUUGUGCCCUUCCUCCCUGUGAGGCUGCAGACUUGGGUUCUGGCCCAGCUGGGCUGGCUGUGUGCCCCUGAGUCUGUUGCUUACCCUCUCUGGACCUGGCCUUCUUUCUGUAAAUUGGAGGAGGUCCACCCCCUAGCUGAGAUGGGUAUACAUUUUUGACGCAGAGGCAGCCCUAAACUUCUGAACCUGAGAUUUUUCAGCGUGCAGGUUAAGGUAGCCUUUUCACACAGCCUCACUGAAGGGUUCUGCUCCAGAGGAAGCCUCUGCUCCAUGGAGAGCCACAGCAGCACUGCUUUGCACUGGGGCCAAAAUAGGGUGUCCCAGGGACAGAAUCCUCCCCCAGAGGGUACUGAUCUGGCCCCUCCACCCCCAGCUCUGCUCAGACCUAUUUCCCUGUUGCUUUCUGGAAAGCCUAGAGUUGAGAAACCAGGGUUCUGGGGCCUUCAUGGAAUUUUGGCCCAAACUGUUGUAUUCCUUCCCUUCCAGCUACCACUUAGCUUGGUUUGAGCCUCUCACUGGGUAGGGCCCCUGAGGGUGGCUGGACUUGGCUCUCCUGGGGUGCCUCAAAGUCUGCCCAGGUCCUCCUGCUACUGAGCCCCUUGCCCAGGCAAAGGUGUCGUGCACCUUCCUGUGCUCCCUGGCCCAGGCUCACACCUGUGAUGGAGCUGCCCUUGGCUGCCUCUGUGCGCCCGUGGGCUGCUUCUGAGGCCGGCCCUAGCUAUUUGCCAGGCCGCCCAGACGUCUGUAUACACAGCAGGCACCUGUGUGAGCUCAGUGUCGCUUCUGCUCAAUGUCUACCUCUUGCAGCUCCCCUACAGCCCAUGGCGGCUGCUCCUGGGGGCAGUUGGCACCAUUGUUGUGAAUCACCUUGGCAACCUGGGCACCCUGCUGGGACUGGAGGGGUCUGGGCUCUGAGUCCCCACCCCUGCACCUUCUCCAGCCUGCCAGCUACUGCCACCUUUGCCUGACCCAUGUGCCAGCUCUUGUAAUCCACUCUCAGCACUGUAUCCUGUGUCCAAACCCCAGGAGGAUGCCGGGGAGCUGGGGACCAGCCUUGGCUCCUUCUUCGGUCCUGGCUCCGGUGGGCAGUGCACACAGGCUCAUCCCCCUUUACCGUGGCAUUGUUCUUGGCUCUCCUGGCACCAGCUCAUAUGGAGUAGCACUUCAUUCCUAACCCUUUCUGCUCCUUCCCCCCAAAUACCUUGAUUUAAACUUGGGCAGAAUUAUUUUCUAAUUUUCUGACACUCCGUCAUUUUCUCUUUGGCAGACGUCACUGAUGUGUUACUUUCAAAUGAUGAACUAAUUAGUGUGAGAUCUUUUUCCCCCAGUUAGAUUCCCUCCCCCUUUCUGAGAACCCCAGGCUGGGGAGCGGGGUGGAUGGGAGUGAGGGUAUACACUUGUGAGCUGGGGUGCCCAGGGAGUUUAGAAUAAGUGACCAGGGCUGUGUUUCUGGGGGUUAGAACUGAGACACAGGACCCAGCAGGAGGGCUACCAGCCCUUCCUUUGCUGCAACCCUCUAUGGGGACUUGGAUGACUCCCAUACAAGAUGCUGGUUGUGUACAGGGCUAUAUUGUGAACACAACACCCUUGGAGCUAUAGUUGGUGUGUGUGAGUGUGUGUACUUGCAGUUCUGUUUAGUGAUGAGACUACUUAUGUCUCGGUGUUGCCUUUUUGGCAAGUGUGUCCCCCAUAUGCACUUUCGAUACUAGUAGAGUGUUCAAUUUUGUGUGUCAGGUCAGAGACAAAAAGAACUGAGUCCUGUUGUUGUCUGGAGAGGGUGCUGUUGCCUCUCCUCCAGAAGUUCUGUGACCCCUAGUCCAGCUGUUUUUAGACUCCUUCUAGCUCCUGGUGUGCCUGCUAUCCAGCAGCUGGAAAACAGAUCUUCCCCGCUGACCAAAGCUGCUUGUUUUUCAUGUGGCAUGUUUGUUCUUCCCCAUCCAGUGGCUAUGCUGGCUGAGGGCCUGCCCGCUGCCUGCCUUCCUCUAUUACUUGCCCUCUUGGGGGUUCAGGGUGCAUCUUUCGCCAGGGCCUGCUCUUCCAGCAUCAUGGUUUUCCCCCUGAAGAUCUUGACUCCUGUUAAAGAACCUUAAGAUAUUAAAAAAAGAAAAAGGUUCCUUUGUGUGUUUGGAUAAACAGCCUUCCUGUCUGGGUGCUGGCUGCAGCAACCACAUCUGAAUUCCAGUAUUGCCAAGAUUAUUUGGGGUGGCUCUUUGAAGGAAGGGGAGGCAGGAUCUUAGGGUUUUUAAACUGUACUUUUUUCACUUUGAAGCCCAGACAUGUGCCCCAGAAGCGUCCUGCAGACGGAACAUCCACCAACCUUUAAAUGAGAUCGGAUUCCACCUGAGGCAGGUGGACCUGGGUCGGAGGUGGCACCAGUUUUCCACCUGGUUCAGGUGCAGCCCUGCCUAGGAGGGGAGCCCUGACUGGGAAAGAGCCUUGCAGUUGACCCCGCCUUAAUCAACCAACUUUCCAGCUGAAUCCCGGGGGGCUUGGGUGUCAAGUGCUCUGGAAACCUAUUUUCUUUGGUUCAAUCAAAAACCUCCAUGCAUCCUUUUAGGCUUGGGGGAAUCUUCAACAUCCGAAUUAGGGUUAAGUCCAAGCAGCGAGGCCUGGCUGGGUUCUGCUGUCCCUGCUGAGAAAUCAACAGGGUGUUUGGCAGGAUAAUCAAGAGUUCAGCUUCACUCUCUUUGGGACUCAGCAGAGGCAGGUGACACCAAGGAGUGACAGGCCAGAGAAGGGCGGCUCAUGCAUGGGGACCCCCUCCGUUGGAUCCCACUGUCCCUUUCUGUUUGUUUACUCAGUGGUGGCAGCCGGUCUGACCUUGUCUGUGGUCUGACUGUUCCUAAGUGUGUAACUUUCAGUAUUAUCUGUGAUCGAUGGCUCUGUGCUGGAAAAGGUUUAUUGUAUUCCUAUGGCUGCCUUGUACAAAAUCCGUUAGAAAAGGACAUGUAAAAUAUCAGAUUUAUAAUAAGACAAACACAGCAUUAUGGAGUUAAAAGAUUUUUACAAUUGGUCUUGAUUUUGAUGUGAGCUGGUUUUUAACUCUCAAACAUUGUCACUUAAAUAAAAACCUUAUUUGCCUUUCAAA